AUCACAUGAUAUUACAAAGCAGCCAUCUACUUCCUGUGUAGACUGCUAGCCAAUUCACAUCCAAACGGCUGCAGCGGCUGCGAUUACUGUGUCAUCCAAGAUGCUGGCCCUCAUAAACAGGCUUUUGGACUGGUUCAGGUCUCUCUUUUGGAAAGAGGAGAUGGAGCUUACAUUAGUGGGACUUCAGUACUCCGGAAAAACCACAUUCGUCAAUGUGAUAGCAUCAGGCCAGUUCAGUGAAGACAUGAUUCCCACAGUCGGUUUCAACAUGCGAAAGGUCACUAAAGGCAAUGUGACAAUAAAGAUAUGGGACAUAGGUGGACAGCCCCGCUUCAGAAGCAUGUGGGAGCGCUACUGUAGGGGAGUCAAUGCUAUUGUUUACAUGGUGGAUGCAGCAGACAGAGAGAAGAUAGAAGCUUCCAGAAAUGAAUUGCACAACCUUUUAGACAAACCACAGCUACAAGGAAUUCCCGUUCUAGUACUUGGCAACAAACGAGACCUACCCAACGCACUUGAUGAGAAGCAGCUCAUUGAAAAAAUGAAUCUGUCUGCCAUUCAGGACCGAGAGAUCUGCUGCUACUCGGUCUCCUGCAAAGAGAAAGACAAUAUAGAUAUCACACUGCAGUGGCUCAUCCAGCAUUCAAAGUCACGGAGAAGCUGAAAGUGAAGCUCCCCCAGUUGCAGCUCUGGCCUCAGCCCCCUAAUGGUCAUGGGUUCUUGACAGCCAUCCCUUCCACUGCCCCUGUGAAGUAAUCCAGCUCUCUGCUCACUACCGGCACCACCUGCACCACCUGCACCACCCAGUACACUACCAUAGAUGUGUAGCCCCUGUACAGCACUACCACUACUCCUACUAUCUGGAGUCUUGAAAAGUUGUUUCAGUACUGUGCUAGAAGAUGGAUUGUCCAUACCCAUCAUGCCUUAUCGCCCGUCAUUACGGACAUGUUCUGUGUCUGUGUAAAUCAUGGAGAUUUUUUUUUUUUAAUGGCUUCUGUUCCCUUCGAUAUAAGAAUCUAAUGAUGUUGCAGUUUACUGUUCCCUGGUUACAUUACGAUGGAGUUCUCUAAUCCCACAUUCAAUCAUCUGUUCUGUUGCCUGUCAACAUUUGGUGUUUACGUGACAAAGUCGUGAUUGUAGUUUUUAACAGUUAUUUGCCAAAUGAUGAUGAUUGCUUGCGCUAAUGCCUUCGAUUCCUGAUAAACUCUUAGCAAUGUAGCCUGCAUUUUAUUUGCUGGCAUAUGGAAGUAUCUAUUUUAUUAAGUGACUUAAAUUAAAGUUUGCACAUAACAUAAAGAUGAAUAGAAGGUAAGGCUGUGAGUGGUUGUCUGAGGCAAAAUCCUAAGAUAGGUCAGCAGAGUUUUAAGUGCCUUCGGCUAAGUGAGUGUUCCAAUCAGACAGUUAUUGCCCAAUGCAACUUCUAACCCACUAUUAUAAAUAAGCACUUGGUACAGGCACAGCAUAAAUCCCUUGAUUACACUUAAUACCGGCCCUUGACAAUCUCAUUUUAUGUUUUGAAAUCAUAUAAACACAUUAUGAUGUCUGAGAAAAGACAGUACUGUAUUAACGAUGAAAAAUGAGCAAUGAAGUAAUGGUUGAUAGGGAUGUGAGGUGAAUGAGAAAAUGUUACAUUGUGUUUGGUUGAUGGAUAAUUUGAAUGCUGUUUCACUUGUAGCCUAUCACUCUUAUGUAGCUUGAAAUGUGGGCUAACUUUUGCUUGCAGUUCUCAGGUUGUUAUAGGAUUUUCUAAAAAUUGUCUGAACACCGUAUGGGUGUGCCCAAGUAUCUGUUUCAUAAUCCCUAUUUUGUUCGGGUUAGAUAACAGAAAGCCAAUGUUAGUCAUGAUGACUGAGUUUACGGAGGACAGAAGACAGUCCAUUAGUUCAAAGCAUUGGAUGCUUGAUGUCAUCCAUGCCUUGCCACACCCAUGUCUGAAUCCUGAUGUCUUUUUGUAGAAGACUUAGCAGUCCAAGGACAACGCUGUCUCCUCUAAAAGCGACUUAUUGAUUGACACGUCUUUUCCUUUCAGUGAUAAGACGAUGAUUUCUCACAGGUUUGAUCAAUGUAUAUUAAUCUGCCCCUCGCUUGGCCAGUGCAUCUUGAUCAGUUUAAGUUUUUUUUUUCUUCUUCCUGUGUGUGUGUGAGUGUUGCUGGAUCAGGUUGAGUUAUCUCUUAUGCUACAAUACUGUAUGUAGGCCUACAUGGAUUCUGCAUUUCACUGUAAUGGUGUCUACAAAUCCAUCACGUGCUCACACGUUGUUGUUGGUGAUCGUCGUAAUCCUAAAUGUCGAUUGUUGGGACCACAGCAGCAGUGAGGGGCUGUAAUUUGGGCGACUCUGUGGGUAAUUUGGGGAAAGCUUUGUUACCUGUGUAAUAAUAUAGCCUAUUUGCAAUUUGUAUGUGCAUGUGCUGAACUUAUUCACAUUCAAUUGCAGACUUUGUAAAUAAGAUGUUAGCAUUUUUAUUCCAACAAAUGCUCCUGUAGAUGUCAUGCAUUCUUUCCCUGUGAUUGCUAAUAAAUUUGUUUUUAUUUUUAAGGA
Siniperca chuatsi (mandarin fish) is the source of this 2537-nucleotide messenger RNA. It is a transcript of the gene arl8bb, whose product is annotated as ADP-ribosylation factor-like 8Bb. Lineage: Eukaryota; Metazoa; Chordata; Actinopteri; Centrarchiformes; Sinipercidae. Bases 101 to 661 code for a protein of 186 amino acids. The record is from RefSeq and is a predicted model, not a curated record. Gene Ontology annotation, molecular function: GTP binding; GTPase activity. The transcript has 7 exons. Gene Ontology annotation, biological process: protein transport; anterograde axonal transport. Gene Ontology annotation, cellular component: lysosomal membrane.